This is a messenger RNA of Egretta garzetta (little egret), 384 nucleotides long. Its product is annotated as ranBP-type and C3HC4-type zinc finger-containing protein 1-like. The transcript has 2 exons. Gene Ontology annotation, biological process: proteasome-mediated ubiquitin-dependent protein catabolic process; positive regulation of canonical NF-kappaB signal transduction; protein linear polyubiquitination. The record is from RefSeq and is a predicted model, not a curated record. The annotation marks the transcript as partial. Gene Ontology annotation, molecular function: ubiquitin-protein transferase activity; ubiquitin binding. Gene Ontology annotation, cellular component: LUBAC complex. Lineage: Eukaryota; Metazoa; Chordata; Aves; Pelecaniformes; Ardeidae.
GCCCCCCGCUCUUCUCCAGCAUGAAGGUCGGCGUGGAGGACGCGACGUCUUCUGCGAGCAUCACCAUCAGGGUCCGCGCUCACACUACAAUAGCAACACUCAAGCAGCAGGUCUUCCAAGAUUACGGGUUCCACCCCUUGGUUCAGCGCUGGAUCAUCGGGCAGUGCCUGUGCGUGGACGAACGGACCGUUUCCUCCUACGGCAUCCGCCGGGAUGGCGACACCGCCUUCCUCUACCUCCUCUCGGCGAAGAUGGCCGAGCUGACCGAGCAGCGCUACGAGGAGGACCAGGCGCGGGUCAUGCUCAGCUCCACCUCCUCGCUGAGCGACGCUGCCGGGGAAGGGCGCAAAUACAACACCCUGCCCAACAUGUCUCCCAGGAGAG